AUGUCGGGUGUACUUUCCACAUCAAUGCUCCGGCGGCUCUGCUGGGGCGUGGCCUUGGGCUUCUGCGGCUUCGGUGCUGCGCAGCUCCUCCGGCUGCAGCUCUCGGGGCUCCUCUGCUGGAGCCCCAAACUCGGGAAGUUCGCGGAUCCGAAAACCCUGGCCGUGACGCUGCGGGAGUCGGCGUAUCCCCGUCCGGCGGCGACUGCUUGGGCAGCGAUGGCCGAGGCUUGUGACGGCCUCACGGAGUUGCGGGCAGCAGUGCCCGUCUGCGGCCCCGAGCGGGAGGUUCUUCGCUUGACAGACGAUCGCUUCAGCUGGCAGCUGAAGGGCUCCAAGAAGCGGCCGGGGAAGGCUGCCUACGAGGGCUGUCUCUUUGCAGUCUUGCCUGCCGAAGAAGCCUUGCUGGCUCGGGAGUCCUUUCAGACAGGGCCGCUGAGCUCCACCUCCAGAUCGGCGCGCGACCUGCGAGAGAUAGCGAAAGCAAGCUGCCAAGAGCAAGAAGCUGGAGAUCCACAUCGACGGAAGCUACUGGCAGAAGGCACCGGUGGAGCUGCUUGGCAGCUGCAGAGAGAGCACUUGGGCCUUCUGAUCUGGCUGGAGAGGAGAUGCGAUGCAUAUGAUGCGCUCAAGGUGCAGAUCAGUGAGGCCAUGGGGCACGGGGUCAUCACCGACGCUGAGGGAUGGCCAAUCUACGAUUGCCAAGGUCAGCCGCUGCGAGACCUCUACCAGUACUGCAUCUACCAAUUUCCAUGGCGACCUUGGCUUCAAACCCUGGCAGGUCGCGUUCCCGGCUGCAGUUUGACGGGCGCGCGGGAGCCGUACCGAAAGGGAACAGGGGUGCUGGCUCCCUGGGUCCCGUCUGUUGCAGGUGUCCAGGAAUUGGAGAGACAGCAGAUCAACGAUUGGCUCUCCGAAUGGUUGGUGGAGUCGGAGGCAGCGUCUGCAGCGCGCGAGGAACUGCGGCAGCUGCGAUGGUGUGCGCAGGAGCUGCAGCAUGCUGUCUUGAUGGAGAUGGCGUUGGCGGUCCUGGAGCGUCGCAGCUUCAGGGCACCCUCCGGCACUCCGCGCGAGGCGGCGCGUGCGUCGCAACACCUCGAGAAGCUGGUCACGACUCCCCAGCCGUGGCAGCAGCAGGUUGAUGGCCUUGGUUCACAUGAGAUUCUGGCGUUCCUCCAUGAGGAGCUGCUGGAUUCGGAUGACAUGCCAUUCUAUGACGAGGAGCUGGUCCCUGACUUCUUAGAUGCAACCUUCGGUGUCCUCCGCUUUCAUGUACGCGGCUGCGGAGAGAACCCGAACCCUGGGGCGCCGCCAGAGCCACCUCGGCGACCUCCGAUUCGUGUGAGCGAAAGCUUGUCGCCUCGCCGGCCUCCGCCGUCGCGUGUUCAGCACGCCGCGCGGCGUCUCCAGGUUCGGGAGAACAUGGUGAUGGUGAAGUUGCCUUUGAAGCAUCUGGAGACCAUGGUCCGGUGGCUGCCCACCUUUGGCUUCGCGAUUCCGUCGAAGAACGUGGCUUUGCCUGUGGCCGAGCGCUGGCGGCCUCUCUUUGCCUCCUUUGGCAGCUGCCCCAAGUGUCGAGACUGCCCAGCGGCCUCAGGGGCAGGAACGGGAAGUGACAACUUGCGGAUCUCCAGCCACUUCUUGGCCUUGCAGCUCGACUCCCUUGACCGGCUCUUCAGCUUGCUCUGUGUCUUUCUUCUGGAGGGGCCGGCUGAGGGUUCGGGUUACAAGGGCCUCCUUGGCCUGCUGCUUUGGCCCCUGCUCUCCGCGCUGCUUCGCCUCCGCUGCUCUGCAGCAGGCCACGCAGGCCACGGCCUUCAAGGGAUCUCCGCGGCCUCCGCGCAGGAGGUGACGUUGGGUCGGAGGGAUCCGCAGAGCGGCGGCCUCUUUUCAGCCUUUCCCGAAGCCAUAGCCAUGCCAGCCAUGCCGUGGCUUCAGCUGCUCUUGGGACUGAGCCUUUUUCUAGGAAAGGUCACUGGCUUCUUGAAGGCCACAGAUAUCUUGAUCUCUCUUCUCCUGCUUUACCAGUCUUUUCUCAGAUGCCUUCUUCCAGCUGCUCGGCUCUUCUUGUGGAAGAUUCUCAGGAGGGGACCAAUCCUUCGGGGGUGGAGGCUCCAUCUUACAGAGGAGUGGAACAAGCAAGCGGCCCUGGUCGUGCUGGGCAUCUCUGGGUCAAGCGACCAUCCAUAUCCCGAUUAUGGGAUCGUUCAGCCUGUGGACAAGGGCUUUGCCGGUGAGGCACCCAACUUGCUCUUCGUCGUGCGGAUGUUGGGCCUGCAGCUCUGGGGCAUGCAAACUUCGGAGGUUGGUGGAGCUCAAGGCCAGGAGGCUCCGAGCACAAACCAGCGACGACUGCAAGGGCUUCGGAAGCUUUUGGUCCUCUUCGAGCCCUGCCCGCCAGGGUUGACGGACGCAAGGCCCGCAAGGCAGGGAGAAGUGCUUGAUUCCGUCCGGCAUUCUCUACGCUUCAAGGACGAGAUUCGGGAUCCGAUACCCGUUGCAACCACACGAGAACAGGUCGUUGGCGUGGAAGAGCUUCCCCAAGUUGUUGCAACAAUCCAAAUUGUGAAUCACCUUGGCCGGCCUUGGGCGUGCUCCAAGCACGACUCCUUCUUCUCGCUUUUCCUGCCAUGGGGCUUGGAUUCCCGGAGACCCACAGCGACAAGCCAGCCGUCGCCCGAUGGGCGUGGGCAGUGGAAGCACUGGCGGAAUGAGACCUUUGAAAGCACGAAGCUUGUGGCCACCUGGCAAUCCCAGCUUCUCCAAUGGUUGGACGAAGAGCUUGCAGCUGGAAGUUUAGUGGCGCAUGGCAUCCUAGAUCUUCUCUUUUUUGCAGGGAAUCCAGGCCGAGGGGCUUUCGAAGAGGAGGUGGAUAGGCUGUUGGUGCCAGGAAUAUUUACGGACGACUGCUUGGGCACGAGGCGUUUCUGUGACUCACGAUGCUUCAGAGAAGGCCGGAUCCUGCACUACAUCAUCGCUUCCACGGACUUGAAGCCGGGGCGCCGGGCUUGGCGGCCGGAUCCACUUGCAGCGCACGCCGCCAGCCUCUUUCUUUCCUCGAACAACUCCAGCUGCUCGAGCUUCUCCGGUCCUUCAGCUUCGGAGAGCGAAGCGGGAUAUCCGAACUUGUGGAGGCCUUGCCUGCUUCGGCUCAACUCCCGUCAAGUAAGCUACGUCCUGCAGAAGGAGGAAGCUCUUAGCUCCGAAGCGGCGGCUUCGGCCGCAACAACCGCCGCGGCCGUUGACCAUGGCGAUGCUUUGGAGUACCGGAUCCCUUUCGUGUUUUUGGAUCGCAUUGAGGUGUCCCGGGGCCUGCGUGGGCAUGAGGAUGAUGAAUGCUUGCUGACGCUUCAUGGGCUCUCGAGCACUCCAAGUUCCAGCUCCAUUGCCACAGAGCCGGAGGUGGAGGCGGAGGCAGCAGAGGCAGCAGAGGCGGCGUCGAACCCCUUGCAGCUGACUCCUGGGCCUCUCCGUGCAGCCAGCCCGAGAGCGAAAGCCAGCCCAAGGCUCAGCCCAAGAGUCGGUCUUUCUCCAGCAACUCCCAGCUUACCUUUGGUGUUUCGGGUUGGGAAGGAGGACGGAGAGGUCUGGGCUAAGGUCAUCGAAGAGUACGGGAUGUUUACUCCACCGCUCCACAUCUUCCACUACAUAGGGGAUGUCCGUGACCACCCGCGGCUGCCGGGGGUGGUCUACCGCCAUGGUGAAGGGGAUCAGCUGUGGCCGGAUGGGACGCGCUACUUCGGGCAGUGGGAGGACCACGUUUACCAUGGUGCUGGGCAGCUGCAGGACCCCGAGGGGCAGGUCAUCUACAAAGGACAAUGGGCACAUGGCAUGAAGCAUGGCGAGGGCUUCUAUCGCUUUUUCCAGGAGCCGUCGGGCUCUCGGGCCUACAGCGGCCACUUCCACCGUGAGGAGUUUUGUGGCCGGGGCAUUCUCUGGGUUGUGGAGGAGGAUGGUAGCCUAGACUGGGUGCAGAAGCAUCGACCCUGGGCAAUCACUCGCUAUGAAGGGAAGUUCUCCGGUGGGAGCGAAGUUCGCGAGCCCCGGAGUCUAAUUCUCGUGGACGAGCGAGAUAGCGUGGCGCAGCACGAUUUCUUCCCGGUGUUGCAGAAUGAAGCCGGCGUCGGGCCUCACCAGGGAACCGGCAAAGCUCCGAAAGACCUGGCGGCCGAGAUGUACGGUCUGGACGCCGCAGACCUGCAGCACUGUGGCCCCGACGCCGAUGCUGAGAUCUGGUAUGCCGACGGCACGCGCUACCACGGUCCCUGCUUGCCGGGUGCGGUGCCGCAUGGCGAGGGUGGCACACUCUGGGAGGAGGGGGGACUCUGCUUCGAGGGCACCUUCGACCGGGGCCUCCGGGCCCCGCAAGGCCGGGCCUCGCUGCCCAACGGAGUCAUCUACGAGGGGGAUUUCUCUCAGCCCGGAGGACGGCGGCACGGCAAUGGCACCACCUCCAUUCCUGAAGCCCUGCAGCGCCGCCUUGGCUUCCGCAGCUACGUGGGCGAGUACCUACACGGGCUGCGGCACGGUCAGGGUGAGGACCUUUCUACAGGGGCAGUCAGUUAA
This is a messenger RNA of Symbiodinium necroappetens, 4563 nucleotides long. NCBI's taxonomy places the organism in Eukaryota, Dinophyceae, Suessiales, Symbiodiniaceae. The record is from the annotation of a GenBank genome assembly.